AUGAGAGGAAGCCUGAGCAUCGCAAAAGACACAGUGGCAGCAUCCAGACGAGAACAGCUGAUAACCUGGCAAUACCUGCUGAUUGUGUCUGCCGGAAAUGCGAGCCCAUUACCUGUAAUUGAGGCCCUUCUCCCACACACCCCCACCUAUAGGCCCGCCUCCCCAACACCUAUAGGCCUACCUCCCCGUCUCCCACACCCCAACACCUAUAGGCCCGCCUCCCCAAACACCUAUAGGCCUACCUCCCCGUCUCCCACACCCCACCCUAUACCGACCCCAGUAGGCCCGCCUAGGCCCUCCCCAUCUCCCACGCCCCAACACCGCCUCCCCAACUCCCUAAAAACCUACACGCCUUCCCCUCCACCUGCCCCCCCCCAACACCAGCCUCCCACCUCAGCCCCCUCUCCUGCCGCACCUGCAGGCUCUCGUGUUUCCCCUCGCUCACCGCCCCGGGCCUCUGUCGUGGACGCCCGUGUGCAGGAGUAUGAUGAUAUCACCCUUUAA
Penaeus vannamei (Pacific white shrimp) is the source of this 504-nucleotide messenger RNA. Lineage: Eukaryota; Metazoa; Arthropoda; Malacostraca; Decapoda; Penaeidae. The record is from RefSeq and is a predicted model, not a curated record.